AUGAUAUGCAAAUGGGGAGCGUGUCGAAAAGCGGUCAAAACAAAAGAGAGGCUAAUAGCGCAUGUUAAAACAGUUCAUUUCGACCCGUUGGCUCAAUUUAAGCCUCGCCCGGAUAGUUACAAUUGUGAGUGGAGGAGUUGUCGUGGAAAGCGGUCCUUCCAAGUUCCCUACCGGUGUAAAGAUUGUAAUCAGGAGUUCAGGAGUACUAAUGAUCGAGCUAAACACAUGAAAGGAGUACAUAGAAAGGAGAAGCGCCAGUGCGGAUAUCAAGGAUGCAAGAAGGCUUAUUCCGCCACGUCAAGUAUUCGGAAACACGUAGAAAAGGUGCAUGGUACAGAGGUGUGGGAAAUAUUCAAGAAGAAGGAUUGUGGCUCAAAAGAUCGAGAAAGCAGCCACGGCCCUGACUCUGGAGGACAUUUACCGGAAAAUCCGGGCUUGACGGAGACGUCGAAUGUGGCAAAUGCAAAUGAGGGGCCGAUCAACGGGCCUGAGCUCAGCGGAUAUCUCACUGCCGAUGUCGAAAAGGAAGGAAAGUUAGACGUGAUUGAGAUGGGACUCUCAGAAGUGAGACGUGAUAACAAUCAUACGGUCCAUCAAUUCGUCAAUGGGAUGAGUGAAGAGGCAAAGAUACAACUUCAAAAAGUAUCGGCUCUCCUCACCCAACCAAAUCUCUCCGAUGAGACUCUUCUCGAGAAAAUCGCUCAAUUCUAUGUCAAAAUCCCGAUCGAGAUUCGAAAAGAAUUUGAAAAAAAUUGGCACAAUUUGGUGGAAGAUAAAAGA
This is a messenger RNA of Mesorhabditis belari, 780 nucleotides long. Lineage: Eukaryota; Metazoa; Nematoda; Chromadorea; Rhabditida; Rhabditidae. The record is from the annotation of a GenBank genome assembly.